Messenger RNA from Ciona intestinalis (vase tunicate), 2892 nucleotides. The record is from RefSeq and is a predicted model, not a curated record. Lineage: Eukaryota; Metazoa; Chordata; Ascidiacea; Phlebobranchia; Cionidae.
AGUUACAAAAUUUUAUUUUCAGAUCCGACUUGAUGGUGAGCAGAAUAAAGUUGAAGAAAGUUAUCAAGAAAGUUGGCAAAUGAAAGUUGAACUUGAAGAAGGAAAUAAACAUUUGAAGAAGAAUCUUAUGGAGUUAAAGGAGAAGAAAGCUCGGACAACACGAGAUUUGAAUCGACUUCAAUCGGCUGCAGACAACGGCCAACUCGAUGUUCUUCAAAAUCAACUACAGCAAGCGGAAGACCAACUGAAGAAAGUUGAAAGGUCGAACCAAGUAGAAGAAAUGAAAGGAACAAUAAUUGUUAAGAAUAAAGAGAUGAUUGUUCUACAACAACAAGUUAAACAACUUGAUGCAGAUAUUUAUUCAAUGCAAAAAUCCUCAGAAAUCAGAACAAAAUUGGAAAUGAUGAAAAAGCAGAAGAAAUCAAAAGAAGAUCUUAUCGACCAACUGAAGAGAAAGUGUCAACGUCAUCUUGAAGAGCUUGGGCUUGCAUCUCAUUCUUCUUUCCCUGAUAAAAUGAAAAUGAUGCGAUGGAUCAGGAGUAAGGAGGAGGAAGUGAGAUCUUCUCGAGAUCAUUUUGAUAGGAAGAGAUCAGAGUUUACUGAGUUUUCCACCAAAAAGAAGAUGGUUUCAAAUCAGAUUAAGGAAAAAAAGAAAAGAGAAGAAAAAUUAAACGAAACUUUAUAUGAUGUUUGUGGAAGUGAUGAUUUGGAACAAGAUUUAACGCAACUUGAUAAAGAAAUCAAAGAAUUACAAGGAAGCAAAGGUCUUGCCGAUGGUAUCCAAUACAUGUAUCGUGAAUUUAUAAAGAAACUAACAAAUGAAACUGAUAAGUCAGAAGCAGCUUGUCCAAUUUGCAUGCGAUGUUUUGAGGAAACUUCGGAAGUUGACGAAUUAGUUGAAGAUCUUCAAACAAAACUAAACAUGGCUCCUGAAAAAUUAGCAAGCCAGAAAAGACAACUCACAAGCAAGCAAGCAAGAUAUAAAGUUCUGCUUGACAAUAAACCAAUCAAGAUGGAGUUGGAUCGAUUGCAAACUUCAGAUCUCCCGGAUUUGGAACGAACUUUCACGAGUGUGUCAUCCAAGAUUAGCGAUGCAGAGAAAGAUUUGGAGGAAGCGGAAGAAAGAUGGCAGAAGAUCAAAGAAGAAGAAUCAACAGCAAAACGUUUGUUGCCCGAUGUAUCACAGAUUCAUUCAUUGCAAAGUGACCUUGAAGAAAUCGAGGAAAAGAUUGGAAUGCAUGAAACGCAACUUCCACUUAACUCUUCAACCAAGACACUCGAUCAGAUGAAUAUGGACAAAGGGAAUUUAUCUCAAGCUAUAAGCAAAUUAAACCAAGAAAUAGAUGACCUGCGUCACAUGAUUGAAACAAAAACUAAUUUUCUUCAUCAAAUGAAAGAAAAAGUGAACAAUAUUCAGGCUGAGAAAUUAAAGCUUGCAGCAGAUCUACAGAAAUGUGAGCAACUGCAGGAGUUACAACGGACCACAGAAAGUGAAAUACAAAACAUCAGAAGUAAAAUAGAACUGAAUGAAAGAAGCAUUGCUCCAUUAGUAAGAGAAGUGGAAAAUUUGGAGAGCAAGAAAAAAAAAGUUGCAAUCUCUAAUAAUGAUAAAAUUACCAAAGCAAGAGAUGUUUUACAAACUUUGCAAAACAAACUUAAAGAAUUGGAAAGAGUAAAUAAGAAUAUUGACAAUUUCAACAAAUCAUCAGUACCUACAAAGUUACAGAGAACAAGUAAAGAAAUAGAAGAACUUGAAAGUAAGAUAGUUGAUUUUGAAAAUAAAAUGAAGAAACUACGAACAGAUAUUGCUCGCUUACAGAAGGAAAUUGCUACAUGCACGGAUCGUCAACGAGACCUUGAGGAUAAUUCUGCUCUUCGUGAGCGGAAUCGUGAGAUUGAAGAUGUGAGGAAGAAGUUGUUGGAGAUGGAGGAAAAGUUGGGAGGAAUGAACGCAGCUAAGUUGGAUAGUGAGGUUCGGCAGCUCACCAAGGAGCAUUCCGACCUAACUAAAGAGAAAGAGCGUUGCAAAGUAAGACAGGAAUCGCUUGGUGAGAAUGUGAGAUCUCUACAACAGGAACUCAGCAGGGAAAACUUCAAAUUUGCCGACAAAAGGUACAAGGAUUGCCUUGUUAGUGCUACUACACUCGAGUUAGCAAUUGGGGACUUGGACAAAUAUUACAAAGCAUUGGAUCGAGCUGUUAUGAAAUAUCAUCAAAUUAAAAUGGAUGAAAUUAAUAAAAUUAUCCGAGAGUUGUGGCAAGAGACAUACAAGGGAAGAGAUAUCGAGUACAUACAGAUUUGCAGCAGUGAGGACACAGGUGGAAGCACAGCUGCUCGCAGAACAUUUAAUUACAGAGUUGUCAUGUAUUGUUAUAGUGGUACUCCUAUGGAUAUGAGAGGCAGGUGUAGCGCUGGACAAAAGGUUUUAGCUUCAUUGGUGAUUCGAUUGGCAUUGGCCGAAACUUUUUGUAUCAAUUGUGGAAUUCUUGCUUUAGAUGAACCAACCACUAAUUUAGAUCGACCGAAUGUUUUGAGCCUGGCUGAAGCACUGCUCAGCAUCAUCCAAUCUCGAUCUCAGCAACGCAAUUUCCAGUUGGUCGUGAUCACUCACGAUGAGGAGUUUGUUGAGAUCAUCAGUCGAUCAAAUCACGUGGAUCAUUUCUUCCGCGUGGAGAAAGAUGAUUACGGGAGAUCUCGUAUAACUAAAUGUCCCAUUCGAUCCCUUAACACAUAAAAUGUGAAUGAUUUAAUUUGUGCCACUGAAUAAUUCAUUUGUUUUUCUUGUUAAACGUUUUUAGCCAUGCUAAUAUUUAACUGCCAAGUUCACUGCCUUCAAAUUAUGCAAUGCUGUUUCCUAUCUUUUCAUUAAAAAUAAUUUCAUUCUAAAAAAUA